Molecule: messenger RNA, 6320 nt
Organism: Drosophila sulfurigaster albostrigata
Lineage: Eukaryota; Metazoa; Arthropoda; Insecta; Diptera; Drosophilidae
Gene: Nup205
Product: nuclear pore complex protein Nup205
Exons: 11
Coding region: 150-6233 (2027 amino acids)
Biological process (GO): nuclear pore organization
Cellular component (GO): nuclear pore; nuclear pore inner ring
Molecular function (GO): structural constituent of nuclear pore
Source: RefSeq, a predicted model, not a curated record
UCAAAUGUUUGUGAUUAUUUUUUUGCACAUCAAUUUGUGGUCACACAAGCCGGCAUUACAGCAGGCAAGCAGCCGUCGCCACUAACAAAUUUUGCCGCGUUUUGUCAAAACAGUGAUUGUCAUUUGUUAGUGCAAGUAAAUUAAGCAAAAUGGAAGGUGUAGUCGAGGACAUGUGGACGCCUUACAAGCGUUUGUACAACAUAUUUCAAUUGGCCAUCACAAAUCCGAGCGAUGUCACCUCCGAUCUGGAGCUGUGCCUCAAAAAGUACAAACAGAACUUUACCAACUUUCUGCGCAAUCCGCCAAAGAGCGAGAAGAGUCGCACACAUCUGCGCAAUGCGCUCACCGAGGGUGUUCUGCUCGCCGGUCAGACACACAAAGUGGAAUUGUCACACGAGUUGAUCGAUGAGGCGAUCAUCAUCUCGGAUAUGUUUGAUUUGGACGAGAUCUUUGCCUUGGAGCUGCUCUGCACAGCACAGCGUCAACAGAUCCAUCAUCCAGGCUUGUCACGUGGCCUGGUCGCUGUACUACUUUACUACGAUGGUCGCAAGGCAAUUUCAUGCACGCUGCGCGACAUGUUUCAAGCUGUUAGCGGCGUCGCAUGGAGCACCGAUUUGCCGCGAGAGAUUACAGGCUUGAUUAACAACUAUGCGCAGAAUCUGGUCGAUGAUUCCAACAUAUUGGGUCGUCUGCUGGAGCUCAUCGGUGAUAUGAAUGUGGAGAAGGAGAUUGGUUUGUUGACCAAGAAUCGCGCCUUUGGCUCAAAGAAGCAUCAGAACCAAGUGCUCGGCUUGUAUGAGGAUACGCGCAAAACGAUUGCCAUGGCCAUGUUCAAUUGGUCCGCACAGCGUGGUCUGCCCAAAAACAUUGCCAUACGUUUGCUGCAGUAUUUGGCCAAUGUGAAAUCCACCGAUUCCAAUGGAAAUCUCGAUGAUGUCACCGUCAUUCUGCUGAUGACCCUGCUCUACGCUUACGACACUUCGGUGCUGCUGAUGACCGACUGUGACAGUCCGUACACAGCACGUUUGCCCAUUUUGUGUGACGGCGAAUAUGCGAAAUGCUUCUACGAGGCCAUCUACGCACAGAGCAGCUGGCAAACGCCACAGUUGGAUGCGAUUAUUAAGUACAGCUUUGGCUUGACAUUGGCUAGUCUGCGUCAGGCGCCAAGUGAGGUGCAAACGAAUGUGGGCGCCAUUAUCAAUCGGGAUGAGCAGCUAAUUGACGAGGCGCUGGUCGGCAAUGUCUUUGGCUUUCUCUAUCGCAAUCUGCUCGAGAAGAACAUUUGCUACAGCACCGAGUUCAUUUAUCGUCGCUUGCACGUGCUCAUCACCGACUUCAUUGACUUUAUGCACGCCAAGGUUUCCGAGCUGCGUGGACGCGCCGAUGAAACCGCACGCACCAUGGUCAGCUUUCUGAACGAGGGCCUCGAGCCUCCACCACAUCUGGAUGUGAACUUUGAGCUGCUCAUGCUGUGCGUGGCCAAGUUGUAUGGCGACAAGCGAGCAGUGAUCACACUCUGCAACGAGUAUUGGGGACCCACCGAUUCGGCCGAUCAGCAGACGAACACGUCGCGCGCCAUUUCGCUGUUCAAGUUCAUACGUCUGGCGAGCGAUUUGCUGCCACAGACACUGUUCAAAUCGUAUCUCAAUAUGAUUGCGGGCCUAACGCGCUCCGAAUUUUCGGCACGUUGUGCUUUCAACUUGUUGAAGAACUCACCGAACUUGUCGUCAUCGUGUGCCGUCAGUUGGGAUCACUUUUUCAAUGCGCUUAACAAUUACUUCAAUAACAUGCGUACCGACUUCGAUGUGUCACUUUAUAAUACGAGCGAUUCAAUUUAUCGCGGUCGCUCGAUGCCCCGCAACAUGACGCCCCGCGAAACGGAGCACAUGGUGGCUGUGAUGUCGGUGAUACAAGCGGUUGCCAAUCACGAUGAAAUCUCACGCAUCAUGAUCUGUGAUCAGACCACUUGGCAGACGCCACAAGUGCUGCUCGGUCUGGUGGCAUGCACCACGCCCGUGGUGCUCAAGGGCGAGAUACUUUUCACCCUCGCUGCACUGAGUAAAUCAAAGGAAACGGCACGCACAAUUUGGUUUCAUUUGGAGGAAUCACAGAUCAUUCCCACGUUGCCGCCGCGUCAAACGCAAUAUCCCGAAUUCAGUUUGGCCGAGGAAAUCGAUCAGAACGAGAGUCGCAUGGAGACGUAUAAAUUGAGUCGCGGCAUUCUGCAAUUGCUCUACACACUGAUGACCACUCACAUGCCGAGCAGCUUGGGCGCUGGACCCCGGCUGCCAGGCUUUGAUCCGUAUCUGAAGUUUGUCCUCGAUUCGAUAUUGUUGAAAUUCUACAAUCGUGCGUACAAAGAUCCAACCGAGAAAUGGGAAGUGGGUGCCAAAUGCUUGAAGCUUAUGUACUAUUUGUUGGCCAGCUAUCGGCCGAAGGUUUCCGAUUUCAUGGAGCAACGCGAUGAGCAUCCGUAUCCCGGCUAUCACAUCAUGCUGCAGCUGCACGUCAAAUCGGAUAUGCUGCGUCUGCUGUUGCGCAUCAUUGAGGAGGCACGCGAACGUCUCGACGAUUAUAAUCAAUUCAAUGGCAAGGAACUGCUCGAGGAGUGUGCGCUGUACGCUUUACUGUUGCUCGAGGUGGCGCUGGCCAAGCAGAAUGCUUUCUUUGAGGCGCAUGCCACUGCCAAUUGUUCGAUUCUUUUGCCAGGAUUGAAUCGCAUGCUCCUCGAUUUGAAUCCACGCACUCGUGCCCCAGACUAUGUCAUCAAUAUCAUUAAAUUUGUCACCUACAACAGUUGGUUACCGCGUCACACGCUCGCUGCCAUCAAGAUUCUAACGGCUGUCACUCUGUUGCCCGAUGUCAUUACCCAGAUCUUGAAUAUGUAUGCGCAUGGCAGCAACGAGAAGCUGGAGAUACGACAGCGUUUUGUCGAGUGCUUGGAAAUGGAAGUGCCGCGCAGUCAACAAACGGAUGAAAAUAAUGUUCUAAGUGUGGCUAAUGCCCACGAUGAGUUUGGUGGCAACGGGCAGCUGAAUGAAACAGAUUUGCAAGUCGAUCUCAUGGCUUUGGAGGAGCGCAAGCCGCAACGCAUUGAGCUACAGAUUAAGGAGGCAAUUGUGCAGCUCUUCGAAUUGAAUUUGAAUCAACCGUUGCCGAAUUUCGUCUACUUUCUGCUGGGCAUCGAUGUGAUACGCGAUUUUACGGCCAGCGAGAAGCAACAGCUAGGCCUCGACAUCAACUGUUCGUGCAUCAACUCGCUGGUCCUGCUGCUCGAGCGACAUCUAGAGCAACAACGCCACUCGGAUGCGUAUUGCGAGCACACGGCGCACAUUGUGGAGCGCAUCUAUCAUUUGUUCCACGGCCUCUGCGUGAAUCGUCGCACCUCGGAACCUAUUCUCCGCUACUUCCGACUCACCUGCAACGAUUUCCUCGUGCGUCACCUGAGCGCUAUGCCCUUCCGUCAGCAUGGCGAGGAUCAUGUACUCCAUGCGAUGAGUCACCUGAUGAACUGCGUUUGCAUUGAGAUUAAGCUGGCUGCUUCGUAUGGCCAGACGACACGUUAUCAACUCUUGAGCGACAUACUCUUGGCAGUCAAUUCGGAUGGCCAACGCAAUGGCGGACACUGUUUGCCCCAGGAGAUGGGCAAUAAUCUGUUGACUCCCCCAAACAGCAGCAACUAUUAUGGCAUGUAUGUGCUUCCAACACGUGUCGGUUUGCACAACAGUUCAUCGUUGGGUUUGCAUGCGAAUCGUUUACUCGAUUGCCUCACGCUGGACACAACAAGUUUGUCGCAGCCACCGCUGCAAUUCUUCGACGAACCGUUGAUUGCCAAACUCCUCGUCGACUGCGAGGCUCCCACCUGUGUGGGCCGAGCUGGGAUGAUCAAUGUGCACAAGUUGCACGACAUAUUGCACGAUGAGUUGCGUCAUGUGCAGAGCACAAUUGCGAGUGGACAGCGCAAGGCGAUCAUCGAUGAGAUCACGCUCCUCUUGCAGCAUGCCAUCCAAUUGAAUUGUGUCCGCAUGCGUCGCUAUGCCACGUACAGUUUCAUGACUGCCUGGUGUCGAUUGGUUCAAAUCCUUUUCGGUCUGAUGCCCGAUUCGUUGUUGCCGUUGAGUGUGCGCAAACAGCAUAUGAUCGACAUCAUUGAGAAGAUCCUCAUAAAGGUGGAGCCGACACAGCCGCUGGUCAAGAUCUCCAUACAAGUCACCGAUACGGUGCUCAAUUUGUUGGUCAACUUGCGGCAUUGCUACUAUCAACUGGAGGAUCAACGCACUCUCGAGGAGCAUGCCAGUGUUGUGUGUCUAAGUGAUGGCACCACAGCGAAUGCCAACCCCAAUUCCAAUGGCGGAGAUGUCAGCAAAACCAAUAGCAACAACAGCAGCAGCAACAGCAAUAAUAACAACAACAAUAACAACAUUAAUCAGAAGAAUGGAAAUCAGCAGAGCAUCAGCGUUGAAUGCAACAGCAGCAAUUUGCGUUUCAUUCUCAAACGUUUGAUCGAUUGGAUCAUGACCAGCGAGGUCAAGUCACAGAAGAUGAGCAUCAAUCUCUAUGCAUCGCUCAUCAAUUGUUUGCGCAUCGUGAAGCGACUGCGCAGCGACGAACAGAUCGAAUACAAUGAAACCUUGGCGUCGACACGCUGGGACGUCAACAAGACGUACGGCAAUCUGCAGGCAACGCACACCGACGAUGUGCAGCAGAAGGAGAUGGCAGCGGAGAUAAUCGGCAGCAUUGGCGAUAAACUGAUCGACACCAUUUGCCAUGAUGCGAUCACGGGUCACGAUGUGUGCAGCAUGCUGGCAUUGAGUUCGUUGAAUUUGAUCUCCGAGCUGCGGGCGAUUAGCACAUUGAGCGAUGUGGUCACCACGCGUGGCUAUCUCAAUCACAUACUCGAGAGUCUGGCCAAAUUGGAUCAUGUGCUGCGCGAUCUGUUAAAGCCAACGCCGCACAAUAUGCGCGCCCAAUAUGUGUACGAAUCGUAUAUGGCAUUCUUGGCGCAAAUGUCGCAAACGCAUGUGGGCGCUCAUCUGGUGCUCAGCUCGAAGGCGUUGGGUGUGCUCUCGAACAUGAGCAUCUACGAUAUGCAACCGGAUCUGAAGGCCAGCGAGGUGGAGUUGCGUCACCAACAGGAUGAAUUUGUGCCCGCCAUCGAUGCCCGAUUCCGUGCCAUUCUUUUGCCCGCUUUGGCGCUGUGCGACAGCGUUUUGGACUCGCUGGGGGAUCGCAACAACUCGGCAUCGCUGCAAGUGCUCAACUUUAUGAUCGCCCACAUCGAUAUGAUUGAGAGCAUUCUGCGUGCGGCAUCGCCGUUCAUGAAUUUGGGUCACCUGGAGCAGCUGGCGGCGAUUACGCAUUUGUUUGCACGCACCACAACGCACGAUGUGGUCAGCAUUCAGAUGGAUGAGCAGCACAACAACGAUGUGGACAUGUGCAAUCGCUUGAGUCGUUUGCAACAGCUGAUGGUUGUCGUCUUCGGACGGUUUACGGUGAAUGAGCCAACCAUACGUCGGAUGCUGCAUCCGAAUCAAAUGGAUCUGAGCGAGGAGGAAAAGAGUCAGCAUGUGAAAUACUUUUUGCAAAUUGCAUCCAAUUUGUCGCUCUAUUGCCGCAAGGCGGUCACAAGCGGCGUCAAGGAUGGCAUGAGCUCACAGUAUCUGCUCACUACCAUGGUCUCGGAUGUCCGACCACUUUCUGGCAGUGGCGACAGCAAAAAGUUGACUGUUAUCAUGGGCACAAUUUUGAAUCAGCUCAAAGGCUCGAUUGCGUAUUAUUUGUCACAAAAAUCGAUUGCAGACAAUCUGCUGCAGCAACGUGCUUCGCUGCCGAACAUAACAUUCGGUCCAAUUGGCAAGCAAAACUUUUUGGAGCUUAGUCAGCGUCACAAUGAGAAGCGCAGCGAGCUGAUGAUUUCCGUUUUUAUAGCCGAGCAGAAUUUGUAUUUGCUCUGGAUACACUUGGACUUUUAUUUCCGCAAUGCAGUCAUCUACUCGCAGGAGAAUCGCAAUGCCAUCAAUGAAUCCUCGCUGGAUCCAGAGAACAUAUCGGUGUUGAACGCUUCACCAGAUGAGGUGACGAAACUGAAGCAAUUGCUCAUCUCGACCUUCAACGAAACAUUCUGCACACAAUUGCUCGAUGCCAGCGAAGAGUAUUCAAUGAAAUGCAAAAACUUUAAUGCAUCUCUCAUGCGUCGCAUCAAGGCUCUUGUACAAUUUGCGCCACAAUCCUAAUUUAAACAUUUCGUACAAUUAUUAUACUGAUUUUUUGUGUUACCCUUAAUAUUAAUAAAUUACAAUACAUUGAUCAAAUUGCGGAGA